GGAGCAUGAAAUACAUCGGGGUAAGAGCCAAGGUAAUAAUUAAACAGUCCCAUUGCCAUUGAGUCAAUUCCAACUCAUAAUAACCCUAUAGGACAGAGUAGAACUACCCAAUAGGGUUUCCAAAGUGGCUGGUGGAUUCGAACUGCUGACCAUUUGGUUAGCAGCCAUAUGCUUGACCACUGUGCCACCAGGGCUCCUCAACUAAAUUGUAGGUGUAGUAAUACUUAGUAAUCAAUGUGACUAAAAUUUCAAGUUAUUGCUUGUUUUUGAGCCCUCGGGUCUGAUUGCUGCAAGCGUGUCUUUUCCAGACCUAAUGAUCUCGUGGGAAAAAGAUGAAGGCUUAAUGUAGAUUGGAAAGCUUUCUGAAAUGGUAGAGGCCACUCCCAGAGGUUCCUGCCAAGUUGAUAUAUGCAACCCACUACUGGUUAAUCCUUGCGUAACACGUCCUGAGCCUCAACACAUGUUAGCUGAGUUAAGGAAAGGAGGGGAAAGGGGGGAAGGAAGAAUAAUAAAUAAUAUUUGUUUGGCCUCCUAAUUUAGAAUGUAGUCAGUUUUCUCUUAGGGGAAAGCUCGGUGCAUAAAUGAGUCAAUUGCCAUUCUGGUUUUGGAUAGUUUUCUUGCUCAGUUUAUGUCUUUUUUCUUACCUUAUGGUGGAGAAGGAUGAAAAUUUUUUAUCUCUUCCAUGGAGGGUCAUUUCUGGGGUGCUGGGGGUCCUGUGCCUUCUCCUGUUGGUUACAGCCAUUGCAGUAUAUUUUCUUACUGCAAACUCAUCUUCCAAACAAACACCUCUCACAGACCAGCAAAAAGGUUGUCAUUCUUGUCCAAAGAACUGGAUUUGGUUCAGAUACAGUUGUUACUACUUCUCCAAGGAACAGCUGACUUGGAGGGAGAGUCAGCAUGCCUGCUUAUCUCAGAAUUCCAGCCUCAUGAAGAUAAACAAGGAGGAGCUGCAUUUCUUCUCUUUAAACUCUUUCUUUUGGAUUGGAGUCUACCAUAAUGGAAUUGACCAGCAAUGGCUGUGGGAAAAUGAUUCAAUUAUUUCCUCUGAUAUCUUUGACCUUUCCAGACAUCAAAAGGGACAAGUCUGUUUAUCAUACAAAUCAAGAGAAGCUUAUUUUGGCGAUGUCUGUGAAAGUAAACAAAACUACAUCUGUAAGAAUCAACUUAUUUAAAUUUCUAUGAAGUCACAGAAAAGAUGAAAAUUACUUUUGUCUCAUGCUGUGCCCUGACAACAUUGUCAAUGGUCAUUUCCUUGUUCCGUGGAUAACCCACUACCACACCCACUGCCGUUGAGUAGAUUCCGACUCAUAGCGACCCUAUAGGACAGAGUAGAACUGCCCCAUAGAGUUUCCAAGGGAGAACAUGUAAAUUUACAUCUCUGAUUUAAUAAAACUGGAAUCCUCCAAAAAGUAUUGCAAUGUCAUUCUUUAUUAUGUUUUAUGCUUUUGUUGAUUUAUAUGACUUUUGAUAAAAUAACACUGUGAAA
Molecule: messenger RNA, 1486 nt
Organism: Loxodonta africana (African savanna elephant)
Lineage: Eukaryota; Metazoa; Chordata; Mammalia; Proboscidea; Elephantidae
Product: killer cell lectin-like receptor subfamily E member 1
Exons: 6
Coding region: 582-1172 (196 amino acids)
Biological process (GO): stimulatory C-type lectin receptor signaling pathway; positive regulation of natural killer cell mediated cytotoxicity
Cellular component (GO): external side of plasma membrane; plasma membrane
Molecular function (GO): transmembrane signaling receptor activity
Source: RefSeq, a predicted model, not a curated record